This is a messenger RNA of Linum tenue, 3321 nucleotides long. The record is from the annotation of a GenBank genome assembly. NCBI's taxonomy places the organism in Eukaryota, Viridiplantae, Streptophyta, Magnoliopsida, Malpighiales, Linaceae.
AACUCUAAAUCCAUAUCUCUUGCAGUUCCCAAUUCCACUCUAGGUACGAGGAAAAUGUACAGAGAGUCAAAUCCAACUGAAUGUUGUUGUUAUGCACUUGGAUAAAGCACAAAAUUACACAGGCUCAUCAAUCAUCUGGGAAACCUAGAAAUCUGUUAAUCAAACUAAUCACAGGCUUGGCAUCUCCAGCAGGAUACGGAAGGAGAGACUCCAAAUUCAUAUCCGUGAUCGUCUCGUGCAACAGUUGAGGACGCGCGCAGUAUAAAUGCUUCCUCUCGGCUAGUUCUUCUGCAAGUUCAGAUUGAUGAUUAUCCAUCAGGUCUUCAUUCACCACUACAAUGAGAGGUUUGCCAUGCCGUAAAGUCUCGAAUAUGCUCCCUGACCCUGCAAGACUGAUGACAAGAGAUGCCGAUCUAAGAUGUUCUGCAAUGCUUGAUGAGAAAGUGAAAUAAUCAACCACAAGAGAUCCACCUUCCCCUUCACACUUGUGGGGAAUGUAGGAUCCACGACCAAUUUGAAUGAGAAGGUGGGUGUAGCCUCUUCGCAGCAACUCGUGUUUAACUUGUUCAGUAUCAACAGCUUUGACAAGAGCGUCAAAUAACGUUGUUCCUACUGUCACAAACACUGUUUUCCUCUUCUGCUCGAUUUCUCCCAUCUGCAAGCAACUUAACAAAAAACAAGGCAGCGUAAUUACCGGAUUGAAAAAAGAGACGAAGACGGAUCAGAAUUGCGGAAGGAGCUGUCCGUCUCGACCGUUCGGAAAGCUGCAAGCUUGGAGGCAAAUGGCCGCCGGAGAAUGGCAGCGAUUGAGAUUCCGGAUCUGGUCUACGACGGAGAAAUUGAGAGCAGAGUGUGGAAUCGCGGUGAUGCACUCAAUGGGGAAGCUUUUUUAUGGCGUUGACAUAAAAAAAAGGGAGUUUCUUUAGACGAUAUAAGACAAAACUUAUAUAGAGCUGGCGAGUGGCGGGUAAUCGGCAGCGACAAAUCGUCCUAUCUUCAAAAUCGAGGAGAAGAAGCAGAGAAGAGAAGAAGCAAGAAAGAGAAUGGGAGAUCUCUACGCCUUGGACUUCGAUGGAGUUCUAUGCGACAGCUGCGGGGAAAGCUCGCUCUCCGCCGUCAAGGCCGCCAAAUUGAGAUGGCCGGAUCUGUUUAGAGGCGUGGAUUCAACCACUGAGGACUGGAUCAUUGCUCAGAUGUACACUGUGCGGCCUGUUGUGGAAACUGGGUAUGAGAAUUUGUUGCUUGUGAGGUUGUUGCUGGAGAUGAAAGUACCUUCAAUUAGGACAUCCUCGGUUGCUGAGGGACUCACAGUGGAUGCAAUCCUGGAAAGUUGGUCGAAGAUCAAACCUGUCGUCAUGGAAGAAUGGGGAGAGAUGGAUAGAGACGAUCUAGUUGAGUUCUUUGGCAAAGUCAGGGAUGAGUGGAUGGAACAGGACUUGAAAACUUGGAUUGGAGCAAACAGAUUCUAUCCAGGUGUUCCAGAAGCCCUGAAAUUUGCUAGCUCAACAAUGUAUAUAGUCACCACCAAACAGGGUCGAUUUGCAGAUGCUUUACUGAGAGAGCUGGCAGGUGUAACAAUUCCAUUUGAAAGAAUAUAUGGUUUGGGAACUGGGUCAGUCUAUGUGUAUCCUAAUUUGGUGGUUCUAGGGGAAAUGGCUUUAGUUCUAAGCUCUCUAUUGCUCUUGGCGUUUAUCUCUAAUUUCAGACCUAAAGUGGAAGUGUUGAAGCAACUUCAGAAGAGACCAGAACACCAGGGGUUGAAGCUGCAUUUCGUGGAAGAUCGGCUUGCAACCCUCAAGAACGUGAUCAAAGAGCCAGAAUUAGAUGGAUGGAACUUGUACUUAGGUAACUGGGGAUACAACACGCAGAAAGAGCGAGAGGAAGCAGAAAGCAUUCCUCGGAUUCACCUUCUCCACCUCUCCGACUUCACCAAGAAGCUGAAAUAGUAACAUCAACGGCUUGUGAUCGCGGGAAAGGCAGUUCAAUACCAUGUUUGUUGUACUCUCCUUUUCCUAUUAGAAAGCUGCGAAAUUGCUGCAACUAUAAAAAACCAGAAAAUUUCUUGUAUUCCCUCUCUGGCUAAGUAACUAAACCCUCUACAUCCGUCAGACAUUCAGGAACUGAUAAAUGUGGCUUUGUAGUUGUAUGAACAAACAGUUCUUGUUACAAAGAGACAUCAAAAGAAGAAGAAAAAAGUGUACAACACAAGAGAUUUCAUGACAUCAAGAUGCACUAUCAUUAACGAAACCAAAUCGUCCAAAAGAAAACUCAAAUCAAGACCAAAUUCGAGCUCCGAGGAACCCUAGUAUCAGCUCGUUCACUUGUUCAGGAAGUUGCUCCUGAACAAAAUGACUACCUUCACUCAAAUGCACUAUCUCCAAAUCGGGCACGAAAUGUUUCACCCCAAAAUUCGCGUAAUCUUCAAAUCCUGGAGACUUUCUCACGUAAUCUUUAUCCCCCAAGAUCAACAUCGCCGGAACUCUCACGGUUAGAUCUGUCACGUCGGCCGAUUCCUCUAUCGACCUGUAGGGAACCUUCAGCGCAGUUUGGAACCCAGAUUUCUGGUACAAAUCGCCGUAAGUCGAAAGAUCUUCCUCCGUCAACCAAGCCGGAAGAUCCGGCGACGCCCCCACCAAAUCCAUGAUCUCCUGAUCGACGGCGGCCGUCGGCAGCUCCGUUCCGGCGAAGAGGACGUAGAUCUUCCUCACCACCGUCUUCGCAUCAAACCGUCCGAAAUCAGCUUCAGCUCUCCCCGGCUCCAUCCAUCGGCGCGCGUAGAAGCCUUCGUGGAGGAGGGCGAGUAUAGCCGACGCGCCGGGACCGGGGGGAGUGAACGGGAUCCCGAGCGUCACCAUCCCCUGCAAUCUUUCCGGGUACAGCAACGCGAAUCUCGAGGCGACGUAGACGCCGAAGUCCUUGGCGACGACCGCCGCCUUCGGGAUCUGGAGGGAAUCGAGGACGGCCGCCACGUCGGCGGCGAAGUCGAUGAACGUGGCCUCGUCGGGUUUCGGGGGCGGGUCGGAUAACCCGUACCCUCUGUAGUCGGGCGCGAUGGCCCGGUAACCCGCUCCGGCGAGGGCGAGCAUCUGGUGCCGCCACGAGUACCAUAUCUCCGGGAAGCCGUGGAGCAGGAGGACCACUUUGUCUCCUGUGCCGAUUUGGGCGACGUGGAGCUUCAAUCCGCCGUUGGUCUCGACGAACUUGUGCUCGAUGAGGUCCAUUUUUUGGGGCGUUUGGGUUUAGGGGUGGAGGGAUUUCCUGGUUCUUUGGGAUAUUAAGGUGAUGAUUUACAGCUUGUGGGUUUGGAGCAUGGUUGUCACG